This is a messenger RNA of Thyridium curvatum, 1542 nucleotides long. RefSeq lists its product as uncharacterized. The transcript is spliced from 5 exons. Gene Ontology annotation, molecular function: transmembrane transporter activity. NCBI's taxonomy places the organism in Eukaryota, Fungi, Ascomycota, Sordariomycetes, Thyridiales, Thyridiaceae. Gene Ontology annotation, biological process: transmembrane transport. The coding region runs from base 1 to 1542 and encodes 513 amino acids. Gene Ontology annotation, cellular component: membrane. The record is from RefSeq and is a predicted model, not a curated record.
AUGAGCGACAGCGAGAAGGUCAUCACCGACCACCAGCCCAACGACAAUGGCGUCGUGAGGAUUUCGGAUAUGCCUCCGGACCCGGAUGCGCAUCUGAGCGACGAGGAGAAGGCCCGCAUUGAUCGCAAGCUGCUCAUGCGCCUCGACUUUAUCCUGAUACCCUGGCUCUGCGUGCUGUACCUCAUGGCCUUCCUAGACCGUACGAACAUCGGCAAUGCAAAGAUUGCGCACAUGAGCGAGGACCUGCACCUCAAGACGCAGCCCAACGAGUACAACUCGGCGCUGACCAUCUUCUUCGUUUCGUACUCCGUCUUUGAGCCCCUGACCAACGUCCUGCUCAAGAGGCUGCGGCCAUCUAUCUUCAUUCCCAUCAUCAUUAUUCUUUGGGGUGCCUGCAUGCUGGGCAUGGGCUUUGUCAAGAAUUGGUCCGGCCUCAUGGCAGCUCGCUGGUUCCUCGGUCUCACCGAGGCCGGCCUCUUCCCGGGCAUCAGCUACUACCUCUCGUGCUGGUACAAGCGUGACGAGUUUGGUAUUCGAGUUCCUCCCCAACUAACCGCAGACACCUUCCAAUCCCAACAGGCCAUUUUCUUCUCUGCGGCAGCUGUCUCGGGCUCCUUUGGUGGUCUCCUCGCGGCCGCCAUCGAGAAGAUGGACGGCACCGCCAACAUCGCCGGCUGGGCCUGGAUCUUCAUCCUCGAGGGCCUCCUCACCAUGGUCACGGGCUUCAUGUCCUUCUGGCUCGUGCACGACUUCCCCGAUGACGCGCGCUUCCUGUCGCCCGAAGACCGCGCGCGCGUCAUCCGCCGCCUCAAGGAGGACCAGCAGUCGUCGGCCGAGCACGAGGAGUUCAAGAUGUCGUACUUUUGGUCCUCGGUGCGCGACUGGAAGAUGUGGCUCGGCAUGGCCAUCUACAUGGGCUGCGACAUGCCGCUCUACGCCUUCAGCCUCUUCCUGCCCACCAUCAUCAAGACGCUCGGCUGGGGCAACAGCGUCGUCAAGAGCCAGCUCAUGUCGGUGCCGCCCUACGCCUGCGCCGCCGUGCUGACCAUCGCCAUCGGCUACCUCGCCGACCGCACGCGCGCCCGCGGGCUGUGCAACAUCUGCGUCUCGCUGCUGGGCAUCGUCGGCUUCGGCAUGCUCAUCGGCUCACGCGAGCCGGGCGUCCAGUACGCGGGCACCUUCCUCGGCGCGCUGGGCAUCUACCCCUGCAUCGCCAACACCAUCUCGUGGAUGGCCAACAACGUCGAGGGCGUGUACCGCCGCGGCGUCGUGCUGGGCUUCGUCAUCGGCUGGGGCAACCUCAACGGCGUCGUCUCCUCCAACAUCUACUACGGCAGCCCGCCCUUCUACGUCGGCCACGGCGUCGUCCUGGCCUACAUGGCCGUCUUUCUCUUUGGCGGCUCCGUCCUCAUGACGCUGCUGCUGCGGCGCGAGAACGCCGUCCGCGCCCGCGGCGGCCGGGACCACUGGAUCGAGGACAAGAGCCACGAGGAGAUCGAGAUGCUGGGCGACCGCAGGCCCGACUUCCGGUACACGGUUUGA